UUUGUUGGCUUUUGGUCUGAAAAGGUUCACUUUUUAAAUGCGCCAUUUAAGGCACAUGUCAACGUUUUACUUUCUUUAUUUUUUACCUUCGAUUGUAAUUGCUAGAUUGCCAUUACUAGAGAGAGUUGUUUCAAUGUUAACAAUGAAAAUUAGUUCAUAUGAAGUCUCUGGAUUUGCUGCCUGCAUUUACUUUACAAGUUUAACUACAAUUUCAGGGAAGAAUUUCUUGGAUUGCUAUGAAUUUCUCUUGUUUUCUAAUUGAUCCUCUAGUUUUGUUUGCAUCACUGCAGAUGAUUCCAGGAAAGUUUGCCAGAAAAUUUUGGAAUGAACUUUCUGGUGUUGCUAAAUUGAGAGUUCCCAGCGGCCUUGUUUGGCAAGUGUGGUUGUCAAAAUAUGCCAGAAAAAUUUGGUUCAAGGAUGGUUGGCAUGACUUUGCAGAGUACCAUUCAAUCAAAUUUGGGUAUUUUUUGGUCUUUAGAUAUGUGAAAAAUUCAAUGUUCGAUGUUCUUAUAUUCGAUACAACUGCUUGCGAGAUUCAGUAUCCGUACAAGGUUGCAGAGCCAGGUAGUAAAAAGCAGAAAAUGAGCCAUAAGGAGAGCCCUUCUGAAGCUUCAGUUUGGGGCUCAAAGUCUAAGCAAGGCCAUGAACCACCAAGCAAGAAGAGUGAAAUAGAAGAGGUGAUGCUGAUAGAUGACUCAUCACAUGACGAGAGCGAAGAGUCUUUGAAUUUACUUGAAGACAUGGGAAUCUUUAUUACUGAAAAAUAUAGAAGUUAUGUUUCAGCAGAUGAAAAAAAGAGAGCAAUCAACAUUGCCAGAUUGCUUAAGCUAAAAAAUCCUGCAUUCAUGGUUAUAUUGCGGUCAAUUUACCUCAGAAGACAAAGGCUGUAUGUGCCUAGGAAAUUCGCUAAAAAGCAUUUGACUGGAGAUGUUAAAUCUAUCAAACUACAACUUCCGAAUGGAUCAGAGUGCAUGGUCAAAAUCUAUUGGGGAAAGAACGGUGGUUUAAAUUUAACAGGCGGGUGGGCAGAAGUUGCAAAGACCCUGAACUUGCAGGAAGGAGACAUCUGUAUCUUUGAGCUAAUCAGGAAGAAUGACUUUCUUCUCAAUGUUUCAGUAUUUUAUGCAACGAAACAGUAAAAACAAGCGACUAGUAUGCAUGCUGAAUUGCAAAUUCUUAAGAAUUUCAAAUUUUGAUCUUUUCUGGUUAUCUGACAAAAUAUAAUAUGUUUAGAUUCUCUGCUAAAUUUUGUUGAGAAUCUGUUCAUUAUGUAGUAGAAGCACUCAUACAUGAUUUUGUCUCAUGUCAAGCAGAAAAAAUAGGACUUGAUAUGAUAUGAUGUGUUUGGUUCUGUCCCAAA
Messenger RNA from Mangifera indica (mango), 1360 nucleotides. RefSeq names its product B3 domain-containing transcription factor VRN1-like. Lineage: Eukaryota; Viridiplantae; Streptophyta; Magnoliopsida; Sapindales; Anacardiaceae. Gene Ontology annotation, molecular function: DNA binding. The transcript has 2 exons. The record is from RefSeq and is a predicted model, not a curated record. Bases 237 to 1139 code for a protein of 300 amino acids.